This is a messenger RNA of Acanthosepion pharaonis, 705 nucleotides long. The record is from the annotation of a GenBank genome assembly. Lineage: Eukaryota; Metazoa; Mollusca; Cephalopoda; Sepiida; Sepiidae.
AUGUUUACGUUUUCUGUUGUCAGAUGUCAAACUCCACCUUGGGGCUCUGUUCCUUAUUUUGUCAUAAUUUCCGAACUCUCUGUUAAUUUCUUAACAAAAAUAAUUGAAAUAAAGAUCCCUCUCUUUCUCUCUCUCAAUCUAUCUAUCUAUCUAUCUAUCUAUCUAUCUAUCUAUUCUGUAGAUAGGCGUCUGCAACAGGCAUUGGAUAAUCACCUUAACAAACGGGCAUUAUCUAUCUAUCUAUCUAUCUAUCUAUCAAAUUUUUCUAUACACAUCUAUUUACUUUAUCAACGGUUAGCGAAUAACCCGGAAUAUACAUUAAUGAUUUCCUUCUGUCCACCAGUCUAUCUAUAUUCUCUCUUCCCUCCUCUCAUAUUACUAACUCACAUUUUUACAUUAACCACUUCAAUUCCACCAGUGUCACAUAUCUAUUUAUAUACGCGCAACUGCCCUUUGGUUUCUUUCUUUCUUUCUUUCUUUCUUUCUUUCUUUGUUUCUCCCGGCUCCAGACCAACUCCGCAACCCGAAUUUUGCCGUGAGCAAAAGAUCUGGCCGAAAUUAUCCACAGCAACUCUUUUUUUUUUUUUUGGACGACCCAAAGGUAGAUGCACGCACUUUUUGAGUCGCUUCCACUGCACCGAAAUAGACAUCGAAGACAGAUUUCCUUGGCUGACGUGUUUUAUUUAUUUUGCUUUCUUUGAUUAA